Molecule: messenger RNA, 4542 nt
Organism: Osmia lignaria (orchard mason bee)
Lineage: Eukaryota; Metazoa; Arthropoda; Insecta; Hymenoptera; Megachilidae
Product: prohormone-4
Molecular function (GO): protein binding
Source: RefSeq, a predicted model, not a curated record
UUAGCAUGGCAUGUAUGAUACGUAAGGUAGGCAGGUGUGUUCACAGUGCUUGUGCACCCCGUGUCACGCACCAGCCACUCGGUGUUGAAAAGAGAUAGAGGGUGGCUGUGAAAGGAGAAAAAGUUAAAGCAGGAAAAGUGAAGGCAGACAAUCGUAUUCGUAUUGUUCAUCGAGGGAUCAGCGUGUCAACGACUGUUAUUUCGAUUUUUAGCUUUUAGGUAGCCUGAAACAAGCUUCAGGUUCACGAUCUUCGGACGUUCCAGAGCGUAGUACCGUCAUUGUUUCACUGUUAGCCAACGAAACGCAUAGCCUGCGUGAACACUCGUUUAUCGAGAUUAGUUAACGGGCUACACCGGCUAAGAAUGGUUCAAAGAUUUUGCACUAGUGUGGCUGCGCUUAGCCUCGCCCUGAGUGCUUGCGUUGUUUUUCCGCGUGCCGUCAUGGCGCUCGACUUGAGUCGAUUUUAUGGUCACUUCAACUCGAAACGUACUGAAAAUGCAUGCCGGCCGUACGAGCCGUUUAAAUGUCCAGGAGACGGCAUAUGUAUUUCGAUCCAGUAUUUAUGCGACGGUGCUCCAGAUUGUCAAAACGGAUACGACGAGGAUUCAAGACUAUGCACAGCUGCGAAAAGACCACCGGUAGAGGAAACGGCUAGUUUUCUGCAGUCGUUGCUGGCAAGUCACGGUCCUAAUUAUCUCGAGAAAUUGUUCGGAACCAAAGCGAGAGAUACACUGAAACCUUUGGGUGGAGUGAACUCGGUAGCCAUAGCUCUUUCUGAAUCUCAAACGAUCGAAGACUUUGGUGCAGCAUUGCAUCUGAUGCGAUCAGAUUUGGAACACUUGCGUUCCGUGUUCAUGGCGGUGGAAAACGGUGACUUGGGUAUGCUGAAAUCGAUCGGUAUCAAGGAUUCCGAAUUGGGAGACGUCAAGUUCUUUCUGGAGAAACUCGUGAAAACCGGCUUUCUCGACUGAACAGGCUACUCCCAGAGGAACGACAUCGCGGAGGCACUAUCAUGUUGGCUGUAUCGUAUUACUACAAUCGCAUUAUCCUAUCGCUUAAAAGCUCGACUACUCUUCUUUGCCAACUAUCUUUCGCAACGUGAUCGCCAUCUACUUGUUUGCCUAUCUUUUUUCUUCUUUCUCCUUUCGUUUCUUAUUGUUCUUGCUUUUCAAAAGAAUACGCCAAAAGAGCACCGAGAUCAAUCGAGAUAGCUGUAUCUAUCAAUCAUUAUCGAGGGGCAUGGGAGUACUGAACGUUUAAACUUUCGCUAAAUGUCAAGGGUCAACGCUUGUACAUACAUGCAUACAUAUAUCUGUUGUGCACACCUUUUUAAUGACCCAACGUCGUUCUCUCGCGCUACAAUGGACGCGUUGUUACCCUUCUAGGAAAGAAAGUGAUCAAAGUUGAAACAAUGUCGUGACGAUGAAAGUCACGCAUCGAGCAUUGCGACGAUAUAGAAGCAUAGUAAUUACUUGGGUCAAUUAAUUAUAUUUUACUCGUGUCGCACUGGCCUGCGAUCGAUAUAACAGGCUAACGUUGCCCGCUUCCGAGGCCAGUAUGGCGUAGCCGUUAGACAUUUAAUCAUCCUUUCAGAGACGAAAAAGGAAAAAAAAAAAAAGAAUUAUACCUUGAUUUCUUCUUUCUUUUUUUCUCUUCCUUUUUCUUUUUUUUAAAUUUUCACUUCCAUUGUCAGUCUCUUAUGGCGUUCAAAGUAACGACACGUACUCGUGCAUGCGCAAAAUCUUCUGCCUUGCAAAUUGAUCGUAAAAUUCCGUAUACUGCACAUGAUGUUUGUCACAAGCUAUCAUGUACAAUGUAUAUUACAUAAUAAUUUCUGUAUGUAUGCGUAUAUAUACAUUAUAUACAGGAAGCGGUGUGAUGAUUACUGCUGGUACAGUACCAUGUAAAGGUCCUUCUACGGAUUUCAGUUUCCCGUCGUAUCGAGUUCGAGUAAUUUAUACCUACGUAGAUUUUCGACCAGUAUUUCGCCAAUCUGAUGUUUAGAAUGAAUCUUACUGGAUAUAGUUUGCCGUUGAACGCGUCAUUGAACACGGUCGUACACCGAUUAUUCAAUUAAGUGAAGGACAAUCAAGAUAAAUCAGCCAUAUAUAUCUCUCUUCUGUUACUUGAAAAACGCUGCUUUUGUAUCGCAUCGGGUAAAAGGAUGUUUGAUCGCAUGUCUGAACAAUCAAGAAUCGUUGAUGAUAUUUCAAUGAAUGAUAUUUCUCGUCGAUACGCACCAAACAGAAAUACGUAGAUAAGUCCUAUUGGAAUCAAAAAGUUUUAUUCGUUGGACGGAUAUACAGUGAACUCUUUGCGGUCUACUUUAUAUUUAUUUAUUAAAACAGAUGUAUUAUCAUUGAUAUUCCCCCCCCCCCCCCCCCCCCGCUUCAUUAUCAUUUUUGAAUGUUACAGAUAUAUUGUAAACACCGACACAGUGUGCUACACACUUGGAUCGCAAAGGGUUAAUUGUAUAUUUUGUAACGUAUGCUUCGAUAUACUUAUUUUAAUCGUCAAUAAAGCGUAAAGAUCGAUACAAACCUUCGCUGGUAGGAAAAACUUUGAAUCGAUCUUACUAGGUAUCCAGUUGUUUUUGCUGUAACACUAUUAAACGCAACGUACAAAUUCCAUUUUAGAAAAGUGUAUUUCAUGUUGUGUCGAUCGGUUUGUAUUAAUGUUUUCAAAACAACAACAGUCAUCUUAUUUUUUCUGAUAAAAGCGAUCGAUCUUUAGUGAGAUAUGGAUACACGAAUGUGUAUAUGAAACGAAAAAAAAAAAGAAAAAAAAAAAUAUAUAUAUAUACAUAUUAUCUAUUUUAAACAUGAGGAAGUAAAGCAGGUACAAAUCUAGCAUCUUAUCGCGUUCCUUCAGGGUAUAACGCGCUCUUUACUUAAGAUGAAGAUGUAUUAAAGAUGCAAAUGACGGUAAUGCAACGUAACAUAUCAAUAUGGAUACAUAUCAGUAACGUAAUCUGGAGAUGAGUGUCGUGUUCUUUCAGGGUGCUGGUUCUCCGUUUUCUUUCUUCCUGUUCGAAACCGGGGAGCUAAUUACACGUCUACACCCACAAAGAAAGACUUUCGUUUAACGAAUAAAACCCAUCUCUACCUAUAUUUUAAGCGUAAUAUCUUCUAGUCAACCAAUGACGUAUCUUCUAAUAUAAAUAAUUAAGUAUAUAUAUAUAUAUUACAUAUCAACAAAAGAGUCACUUUUAUCAAAUAGUAGAUAUAAUAUUUUGGUAUAUAAAAGAGAGAAAAAUGAAGAAGACAGAGAGAGAGAGAGAGAGAGAGAGAGAGAGAUAUGUAACGUUCCCUCCAGAUGUCAAUUACGGUCCAAAGUAGGGCCUGGACCGAAGACAGAAUCCUGAGGGAAGUUGUGUAAACUUUAAGAUGAAUCUUUCAAAGGAUCAAGACGUUCUGAAUCUCCGCUCAGGAACGACUUCGUCCUUCACCUCCUCCCUUCCCUUUCCUUCAAUUUCGACGUGGUACAUUUAAGAUACAUUUAAGAUUACCAUCUUUAAUGGUAAUUGGAAUUGAUGAAUCCAAACAUGUACAAUGUGCAGUGUGUAUAUUUCAAUCGUUUUAAAACAGUGUUGUAUACAGGAGAGACCUCUUAUGCAUUUUAUUAUGUGUAAUAAUAUACAUAAAAGCAGAAGAACGAUAGAAGGAUCCAUAAAAGCUUCUCAAAACAUUUCUCUAGCAGCACUGUUUAGAGCGAGGAGUUCUAAAAUGCUUGUACACGCCGCGUAUUCUCUUAUCUAUCGUUUACAAUUGUUUGUUUACUACUCUUUUGUAUGAUGCGAUUUAAAGAGACAAUCGAUGUAAUAAUCCAUGUAAUAAUUCAUGUCCCACUCGGGUUUUAUUAUCUGUAUUUUAUGUUUGAAAUCGCACGCGUAUAUAAAAUUCUCAGUAGGUACGUCAUGAAAAUUACAGUUACCAGCAUAAACGUCAAUAGUUUUCAUUGCAUUAGCAAUCUAAUUUAUUUAAGUACAUUAGACAUACAAAUAUACAUAUAUGUAUAAUCGUGAAUUGUUAAAAACGUAACAGAACAUAUCUGCACGAUCCGUCCAUAGUUAUCCACGCUUGAGAAAAAUACAAAUUCAAAUCAAUUUCGAAAAUGAUGUAAUUUAUAUAUGUAUAUGUUUUAAUUAUCGCUUUCUUUCUUUUAAUGUUAUAAACAAAGUAGCGUGAACGAGCAUUAUUGGAUGUUUACCGCCGCUUGAUAAAUAUGUACAGCGCAAAAGUAUACGUAAUCAACAUUGACCAUCUUACAAUUAGUUAACAAGAUUGAAAUAAUGUGAUAAUGUAAUAAAAUCACAUGCCGUCGUCGUAUCCAUGUUACUUUCGACUUCUAUAUUGUUCUACUGCCAAAGCAUUCUUAUUCUUAUUCUUAUUCUUAUUAUACGGCAACUGCGACGUACCAUACACUUGUAAGUGAUCUUGCUUCUUAAAGUUUUUGUACUUCUAUUAAUUAAAAUACAAUGUUCUUGGAAAUAAGUUCAGCGCGCGACGAUCAUUAAAUAAAGUGAACGUUUCUUCAGUUUUA